UUUUGUAGCAAGGUGCUUCUUGUAGAGAAGCGUCUAGAUACGACAAAUCUGCACAGAGCCAGCCUGUUGAAUAUAGUUAGCUAGCUCGCUUAUUUAGGGUAAAAGAGGACAUAUCAUUUUAAAUACAUGACAAGUAACGUUAAACUUUCUUAAUGCCAUUUGACUGAAGAAAUACUGUUGUUGAAUCCAACUGUUCGCCUAAACAGAGACAUUAAGCUAGCUAGUAAAGCAAAGGUCACAAAACCUUGUUUCACUAUGUUGAAACUGAGCUUCAGAAGGGAGAAAGACAAGGAGUUUAAGCAUAUAGCUCAUGGUUUGAUCCCUGCCGCCUCCAUUGCUCCCAAGCCUGCUGUGCCUCGUACCCCGCCCCCACGCAGCCCAGACCCCUCACCUGAGAGACCCAGAUCCGCCUUAGCAGCAGCCAUCUUGUCUUCUUCGCUCACUGGACAGACAUGGGCCAUCCCCCCUGUCUGGCCAAGGUCUUUGUCUGAGAGUGGCCAAUCAGAGUCCUUCAUAUCUGAACCAAACAUCAGCACCGAACUUUUCCUCAGAGAUAGAUGGUCAGAAGAUGCGGCUAGCCGACCACGCCUGUCCUCCCCUGACCACUCAGAGGAGGAGUUAGAAGACAAGGAAGAAGAGGAGGUGGAGAGUGAAGAGGACAGGGAAGAACAUGUUUACCACACUCUUGGCAGACCGGAGAAUUGUUCAAUCACAGAACCUGUCUACUCCCUGCCACUAAAAGCUAAGACCAGUACACCCCAUCUGAAUCAGAUGUCUGGCAAAAGAGGGCCUUCUCCAGAUUUCCCUGAGGAAACCAGUGUCCAGUCUCCUGAAGCCAUCGGUGCUUCUUCCAAGAAGAAAGCCUCUGUCAGGAAAAGCCGUGGAAGUUGGAGAGAAGAUGUACAAUCCCAACUAUCCAUCCUAACCACCGAUCAACCCAGCCAAGCCAAAAACCCUAAACAACCCACCCAACUGUCUCCAGAGCCCAGCAGGGCAUGCAGUGAGGCGCAGAGGGACGUAUUGUGGGCCCCGCCAGAGAAGAGUACAAGGAUGGUAGAUGAACAAAAGUUACUGGAGGAGAGACUGCAACGGCUUGAACAGGAGAUCAGUCACAGCCAAGCCUCCUCAAACCUGAGGUUAUCUGCAGGCAGCCAGGCAGAGCUACUGAAUUUGAGGCAACAUGCUCAGGAGCUAGUGGAUGAAAAUGAUGCCCUCAAAUUGACAGUGCACCGUCUGAAUGUGGAGCUGAGCCGCUACCAAACCCACUUCAGACCACUGUCCAAACAGGAGAGCUCCAAAGUCAAUGGCUUACCAAAGACGGGGUCUCCUCCUCCCUGGCUGCUUGACAUGAAGUAUUUAUCUCCUUUGUUGCUGGCCUAUGAAGACAGGAUGAACGAGAAAGAUGCACUUCUGCAAACCACUGAGGAAGAGGUGAAGAGAUUGCGUGUUCAUGUAGAGGAGGUGAUCAAAGAAAAUGAGACACUCCAUGAUGAAAUCGCAAAGGCCGGAGGCAUCAGCCAAAAGAACUGUCAUCAACUACAACAACAGGCCCUUCUGGUUUUGCAGGAGAACCAGGUCCUGAUUGAUCAGCUUGAGGCUCAGCAUGUUAGGGCCAAGGCCAGCCACAGCAGACACUAUUCUGAAGUUUCCAAGCUGUCUAAGCAACUGAUGUUGUUAGAGGCGGAAAAGCAGCGUUUGCUGGAGGACCUGGAAGAGAGCAGGACAGAGGUGCAGAAGAAUAAGAGGGAGUUACGUCUGCAGGCCCACCUGAAGGAUGCCAUCACCUGGGACGAACACUGCAAUGUUUCUGGGAAACUCAGACGGCAACUGGAACAGCAGGAGAGUAAGAAUAAGAGUGAGAAGGAAGAGUUGCUUCUCAGACUGUCCAGCCUGCAAGAGGAGAAUAGGAGUCUAGCUCUGGAAAAAGCCAAUCUGGCGGCUGAUAUAAGGAGAAUGGAGGCUGAGCAGGAGCUCGCCAAACAAGCCAACAGGAAGGCUGAGAGGAGGAUGAGUGUAUUGAAGAGACAGAAGGAGGAGUGUUUGCUGAAAGAGGAAAAAACUCGGCAUUACAUGGGAGCUGUGAUUUCAGUGGCGGAGCACAUUUCCCAGGAGAGAGACCAACUAAUACAGAUGGCUUCAGUUCUUCAGCAGGAAAAGCAGGGAUUCGUCAGCAGGAUUCUAAAUGGCACGGUUCAAUUCGGAAAACUACAGGAAGCAGUCAAAGUGUACCGAAAGCAGGCGUCAACCAGACUGGCAGUGUUGGAGGAGGCAGCGGAGGGGAGGACAGCUUCUUACCAGAGGGAGAUUCUUCACCUGCAGAGGCUGCUACGAGAAAGACAGGAGGCUGAGGAGAGACUGCUGCAAUCCAAACGGGAAGUAGAGGAAGAGUUGGAGGUGGUGUGGCAGGCAGCAACCAGGGAGAACCAGCAGAUGAGGGAGACUCUUUUGGACUCAGGGCUCAGUGCGAACCUCCACAGUCGGGUCGUUGCUCGCCCUGCCUCUCCUGGCUGGCUUUCUUAGGCUCCAGUAUCCCAUCAGCAUUAACCACACAGCUCUGGCCUCUCUUCUUCACCUCUCAUCAAAGCCCUGGGCUCCAGAGAAGGUCCAUAAUUAAAUCUGACUCAGAUAACCAAAGCAACUACUUGGAGGUGAAGCUUAAGCAUUGGCUGGAUUUCUAUUGAGCUCUUUAUCCAAAAACCAUAGGUGUUUUAACUCAUAAUGGAAAGAUAGACUGGGUACAUUAGUUACAGUCCUAGACAUGUCAGCUUACAGGCAUCUGCCAGAUUGACUUUGUAAUGCAGAUAAAACUUUAAACUAACAAACUCAUAUUUGUAUGUAACUUUAAGUCUCAUUUGUACAACGAAGGGGAAGCAAUAGUAGUCUGGGUAAAUUCACUUCUUACUUUUUUUCCGGUAAGGUAAACUUGGUUUGGACAAAAGGAAUUCAGUAAAACAUAUAAACCAUUGGAGU
Molecule: messenger RNA, 2970 nt
Organism: Etheostoma spectabile (orangethroat darter)
Lineage: Eukaryota; Metazoa; Chordata; Actinopteri; Perciformes; Percidae
Gene: cep89
Product: centrosomal protein 89
Biological process (GO): chemical synaptic transmission; cilium assembly; mitochondrion organization
Cellular component (GO): centriole; ciliary transition fiber
Source: RefSeq, a predicted model, not a curated record